Theileria annulata is the source of this 654-nucleotide messenger RNA. RefSeq lists its product as uncharacterized. Gene Ontology annotation, cellular component: endoplasmic reticulum; Golgi apparatus. Gene Ontology annotation, molecular function: protein-cysteine S-palmitoyltransferase activity. The transcript is spliced from 6 exons. Gene Ontology annotation, biological process: protein targeting to membrane; peptidyl-L-cysteine S-palmitoylation. The coding region runs from base 1 to 654 and encodes 217 amino acids. The record is from RefSeq and is a predicted model, not a curated record. Lineage: Eukaryota; Apicomplexa; Aconoidasida; Piroplasmida; Theileriidae.
AUGGUAUAUAAUUUUGUUUGUGUUAUAUUUACCUUUGGUGGCAGUGAUAACGUGGACAUAUUACUGGAAGAAAUCGGAGAAUACAAGGAUUACUUUGAAUUUUGCGACAAGUGUAAUUCCUCAAGACCAAUCGGAUCACAUCACUGCAGAAGAUGCAAAAAAUGCAUCCUUAAAAUGGACCAUCACUGUGUUUGGAUAACGAAUUGCGUUGGAUUAUGUAACCAAAAAUAUUUUAUACAGUUUCUUGUGUAUAUGGAGCUGAUGUGUAUUUUUAAUCUUCUGUUAAUAGUGGGUAACAUAAUGGACCUUUUAGAUAAGAAUGAUAACCUUGAUUCUUACAUUUUCAAGAGAGAUGCUUUAUACUUUAUCUUUAUUAAUUUCCUUAUUUCGGUUAUAUUUUUCCUGUUUGUGUGUAUAAUCUUGAUUGGCCAGAUUUGCUCGAUAAUAAAAGGAAAUUCUAAAAUUGAUGAGUUGAAAAAAAUCAAAUUCAAAAGAAUAACCGUGAAGGAAAAUUUGAAGAUAAUUUUUGGAAAUUCUUUUGCUCAAAUACUACUCCCUGUAAAAAAUAAAAUGUAUAAAUAUAAUGAUGAACUGAAGUUUGAGACGAUAAUCGACAUGAUAAACAAUAAACACCUGGAAAUCACAACACCAUAA